Molecule: messenger RNA, 3138 nt
Organism: Colletotrichum karsti
Lineage: Eukaryota; Fungi; Ascomycota; Sordariomycetes; Glomerellales; Glomerellaceae
Product: nonribosomal peptide synthetase 12
Exons: 3
Coding region: 1-3138 (1045 amino acids)
Source: RefSeq, a predicted model, not a curated record
AUGGUCUCCUCACGUUCCUUCCACUCGCUGGAAAGCCUCUCCCUGGCGGAUCGAGUGCUUUUCAACCAGUUCAGCAGAGGCCCGAGUGAUGUGAUCCCCUACCACGUCGUCCACCACGCCUUCGAGUCCAUCGCCGCGGCGCAUCCCGACGUCACCGCCGUCCGACACUACGAUGGCACAACCAUCACCUACCGCGAGCUCAACCGCAGAGCCAACAUCCUCGCCAAUGAGCUGAGGAGCACGUACGGCCUCAGGAAAGGAGACCGUGUUGUCCUCGUCUACUCCCGGUGCAUUGAGAUGGUUGUCUUUAUCUUCGCCGUCCUCAAGGCCGGUGGCCAGUACGUCCCCCUCGACGGCGGUAUCAUUCCCGAGGACACCCUCGGUUACGACAUCUCCGACUCCAAUGCCCCCGUGGUGUUGUGCCUGCCCAAGUUCAGAGAAAAGGUCCUCCGCAGUGUUCCUGCCGACAGACAGCACCGGGUGAAUGUCGUCGAUCUUGAUGCCAACAGCUGGCUCUGGAAGCACGGUAACGCGGGACACCCCGGUGUCAUUGUAAAGCCCGAGGACGGCGCCUACGUUAUCUACACCUCCGGCACCACUGGACGCCCCAAGGGUGUUGAUGUGAGACACGAGGGCGUUACUAACACGCUUCUGACCGAGCCCUCGAAGCUCGGCAUUCGCGUGGGAAAGAAUGUGGCGCAACAGUUGAACGUUGGCUUCGAUAUGUGCGCGUGGGAGAUUCUGGGUACUAUGAUGAACGGUGGUACGCUUCACAUCAGAGGCAGCGGCAAUGACCUUUGGACGGAUUGCUUGCAGCGUGUCGACACCGUCAUCGCGACGCCCUCUGUCGUCCUCAAGCACAUGCCCCGUCGUGAGGACUUCCCUAAUAUCAGAACCAUUGCCGUCGGUGGUGAGCCUUGCCCUCUGGCCCUCGCCGAGCAAUGGGCCCCCUACAUCAAGUUCUGGAACGUUUGCGGCCCGACCGAGAUCAGCAUCCUCAACACCGCUCACCUGCACAAGCCCGGAAAGACGCUCUCUAUCGGCAAGCCCAACCCAAACACCAACGUCUAUGUCCUCGAUGAAAACGAAAACCCCGUUCCCAUCGGCGAGCCGGGUGUUAUGUGGGCUGGCGGUCCUGGCGUGUCCAGAGGCUACCUCAACCUGCCAGAGCUAACCUCGCAGAGAUACAAGCUGGACAAGUUCACGCAGGAUGGUCGCAUGAUGUUCAACACCGGUGAUCUUGCCCGCUGGCUUGAGGACGGCAGCUUGGAGCCCCUCGGCCGCAAGGAUGACCAAGUUAAGAUCUCCGGCUUCCGUGUCGAGCUCGACGGUGUUUCCAGAGCCAUUGAGAGGCACUCCGCUGUCACCAAGGGUUGCGCGCUGAAGAUCGAUGAUCGUCUUUGGGGCUUCUACUCGGCGUCGUCGCCCAUUGACGAGGCCGAGCUCAAGGCCAUCGUCGGCGAAGGCCAGCCGUUCUACGCCGUUCCCACCGUUUGGAAGUACCUCCCCGUCAUCGAGCUCACCCCCAACGGCAAGGUCGACAAGAGAGCUCUCAAGGACAUUGCCAGCGGUGCCAGACAAUCUCUGCCUCCUCUGCCCCUUCCGCCCAUCUCGACCUCCAUGUCCACGCCUCAAAACUCCUCCAGCGCAUCUUCCAUCAAGACCGAGGUUGCCUCCCCCACGAAGAGCGAGAGCGGCCUCACCCUCGUCGAUUCCCGCACCUUCACUGUUGUGCCGUCUCGCGGCAGCGACCCCGACCUCGAAAAGACGGCUGCCUUCGUCGAAGAGGAGGCCGAGAAGCAGGAAGACUACGAGCUGCCAUCCAAGAACGGCUUCCACGGAUGGCGCUGGAUCCGUCACCGCGGUCUCAACGCCUAUCGCAAGUUGUUCGGCGUGAUCUUCCUCGCCAACCUCGCAACCUUCGUCUUCCUCCUCUGGGACGCCCGCGACAGGAACUUCUCUCUACCGCUCAACCACCUUGCCACCGCCGUCGCUGCCAACCUCCUCGGUGCCGUCCUCCUCCGUCAGGACUACGUCGUCAACUUCAUCUUCUGGCUCUGCUCCCGCGUUCCCACUUCGAUGCCCCUUUCCAUCCGUCGCCACUUCGCCCGCGUCUACCACAACGGCGGUGUCCACUCGGGCUGCGCGGUCUCCGCUACCGUCUGGUGGGUCAUCUUCACCGGCGCCGCGACGGGCAACUUCCUCGCACCACAAUCGCUAUACAACGUCUCUCUCAUUACUCUCGUCCUUACGUACCUAAUCCUCCUGCUGCUGCUCGCCAUUCUCGUCAUGGCGUACCCCUCAAUCCGCGCAAAGAUGCACGACCAAUUCGAGUGGACGCACCGCUUCGCCGGAUGGUCAGCCCUCGCGCUCGUCUGGGCCCAUGUCGUCGCGACCGCCGCCUCAACCGCUUCACCCACGGAGCCCCUCGGCAUCACCCUCGCCAAGACACCCGCGCUGUACCUCGUCGCCCUCACAACGCUCUCCAUCGCCCUCCCCUGGAUGCGCCUCCGCCGCGUCAAGGUCGUCCCGGAGCCCCUCUCCAAGCACGCCGUCCGUCUGCACUUCGACUUCUGCACCCCGGGCCCCUGCACCUCCCGCGGCGUCCGCAUCACCGACCGCCCCAUGGUCGAAUGGCACGCCUUCGCCGCUAUCCCCGAGCCCAGCGGCAAGGGCUUCUCCAUCGUCGUCUCCAAGGCCGGCGACUGGACCAAGCGCAUCAUCGAGAACCCGCCCACCUCUAUCUGGACCCGCGGCACCCCGGCCUCCGGCGUCCUCGCCGUCGCGCCCCUCUUCAAGAAGAUGGUCCUUGUCGCCACCGGCUCCGGCAUCGGCCCCUGCCUCCCCGUCCUCAUGGAGCGCCGCGUCCCCGCCAGGGUCGUCUGGUCGACAAAGAACCCCCUCAAGACGUACGGCCAGGGCGUCAUGGACACCAUCCUCAAGGCCGACCCAGACGCGCUCAUCUGGGACACGGACCAGCUCGGCAGGCCCAACCUCGUCCAGCUCGCGUACAACGUGUACAAGGAGAGCGGGGCCGAGUGCGUCGCCAUCAUCUCCAACGGGCCCACCACCAACAAGUUCGUGUACCAGAUGGAGAGCAGAGGCAUUCCCGCCUUUGGACCCAUUUGGGACUCUUAG